AUGACUUCAUACACGUGGAUUUUACUCCUUCUGUCAAGUCUUGUGGGAACAAGAGAGCAAGGACGCGGACGUGAAGGAGAGCACGCACGUCACGUCAAGAUCGUACAUCUCCAGUGCGAGCAGCCGCCAUUUUCUCAGCGUGAUAGAAGCGAGAAGCGAGUGAAAGACUAUGCUUCUGGGAAGCCAAAAGAAAAACCAGCCCCACCGAAAAUCUCAGAUGAUUCAGGAUUUGAUCUUUCAGAUGUCUUUGAUUUGGACCUGAAAAAACCUGUAGUGGUUCCCCCCAAAUCAGAAGAUGGUCUCUUCGAUCUGUCUGAUGCAUUUGGUCCAGAUACUGAGCACAAAAAACAUGUGGUCCCACCCAAGGAGAGUGGAAGUGAGGGUAGGGGAGCACAGGGUGGUGAGGAAACUCCCAGCCCGGAGUCUGCAGCGGCUGUGGUGUGUCUAAAGGAGCCCAGCACGAGUGCGUCCCGAACGCAUUGCAUGGGUGGAAGUGGCCGUGUGCUGACUGAUGGUGUUCCUGAGACACAGAGGGACACAACUGAUGCAUUAAAAGUCAUAGCAGAUGAGCUUAAGAAAAUAAGUGUUGUGUUGUGUGACAUUGCAUCUACAUUAAAAGUUAAAAAAUGAA
Carassius gibelio (silver crucian carp) is the source of this 631-nucleotide messenger RNA. RefSeq lists its product as uncharacterized. The record is from RefSeq and is a predicted model, not a curated record. Lineage: Eukaryota; Metazoa; Chordata; Actinopteri; Cypriniformes; Cyprinidae. Bases 1 to 630 code for a protein of 209 amino acids. The transcript has 8 exons.